AUGUGCUGCGGGUGUUGCCCACCUAUGGCGCGAGGUUUUGGCUCUUCUCCCUGUGCAACGAUGCGUUGCUUGGCUUGGUGCCCCAGAGCGACACUAGGCGCUUCCUCUCUGGCGGGGUGGCUGGGGUGGGAGCUUUGGUGCUCACACACCCACUUGACACCAUGCGGACGCGCCUGGCAGCCGCACGUGUCUUCGCUGAUGAGAAGUCCUACAAGGGCUUGUCAGACUCCCGGAUGGAUCAGGAAUUGCAGGGACUGCUUGCGCCGCACGUGGAGAAGUGGCGGGAUCUCAGGGCUCUAUGCUGGGUAUGUCGCCAGCAUGCUGGAGAUUGCCCCCUACACCGCAAUCGCCUUCACCUCCUACGAAGGUGUGAAGCAGCGCCUCCAGGGCCACUUGCCGCCCUGGGCGGCCAAGAUUUGCGCAGGCGUGUGCAGCGGCUGUGCGGCCACCGGGGUGUGCUACCCCCUGGACACGGUCCGGCGCCAGCUGAUGCUGGACGGAGCCCUCGGCUUCGACUGCAGAUAUCACGGCAGCAUCGUGCGCUGCUGCAGGAGCCUAUGCUCGCAAGGCGGCCUGGUGCAGUUCUACAAGGGCUGGAGCGUCACGAUGCUGAAGUCCGUGCCCACGGUGACCAUCACCUUCUUCACCAAGGACUUCCUGCUGACAAAGCUGCGGCAGUGA
This is a messenger RNA of Effrenium voratum, 681 nucleotides long. Lineage: Eukaryota; Dinophyceae; Suessiales; Symbiodiniaceae. The record is from the annotation of a GenBank genome assembly.